GACUACGGUUCAACCGGGUUGUACAAAUAAAUCGGAUGUAACACGUUUGAAAAGUUACACCAUCAUCUUUUUGUCUCGAUUAUCAUAUUGUAUUAAUCUAUCCUCCGUGUAAAUUCCGAUUGCUAUCACUUGCUUUCGUUAUUAGAUAUAACACCGUACAAUUUACGUAUUUGUUUUAACUAUGAAAAAAUGACAGAAACUGCUGAAUCAUUAUCAGAACAAAAAUCAUUCGAUCCAUUUAUUCCAUGGGGUUUUCCAAAUGAGUUAAAUUUAUGCAAUGCAGCACGUCAUGCUGAUAUAAAAGCUGUAAGCAAGUCUAUUGCAAAUGGAGUGAAUAUAAACUUUAUUGAUGGUUUUGGUAAAACAGCAUUACACUAUGCAGCUGCAAAUGGAAGUUAUGAAUCAGUGAAACUUCUUGUCGCUAAUAAAGCGAAUGUAAAUAUAUGGGAUUCAAAUGGAACUACACCAUUACAUAUGGCCGCUAAAGGAAAUCAUACAAGAGUAGUGAAAUUUUUACUUAUGUCUGGGGCAGAUAUUAAUCAUCAAUGUGUUAGUGGCGUCAAACCAAUCGAUUUAGCAAUUUAUAAUUCCGAAACUUGGAAGGUUUUAUUGGACGCUGCAAACGGUGAUCUACCUAAAAUUGAACAUUUAAUACAAACACGUACAGUUCCUCUUAUUCCCCAAUUCGCAAUACAAAGAGAAAUUGAUAAACAAGCUAAGGCAAAUGAAAAGAAAGGUGGAACGAAGAAAAGUGGAAAGAAGAGUGGGAAAGGCAAAAAGAAGAAAUGAACAAUUUGUCCAACAUUAUUUGAAAAUUUAAAUCACUUCUACUGUCUUCUUUACAUACAUAAAUACAUUAUAUACUUGUACAACAUGGCAUACAUAUAAAUAAAAUCUAUUAUUAUAAAUUUAUGAUAUGAGCACUAAAUAAAGUAGAAAAGAAAACAAUCAAGUCAUGAAUGGCAGAAAUACAGAAAAAUAUGUGCAUAUGGAGGGCUAAUGAGUAAAUAAACGUCAAGAAUUACUCUCACGUUUACAACUGUUGUUACGAUUAUUUAUUGUAAAAAUGUUCUAAUAUAAAAACUCGAACAUCAAAAUAUGUAA
Schistosoma spindalis is the source of this 1104-nucleotide messenger RNA. The record is from the annotation of a GenBank genome assembly. NCBI's taxonomy places the organism in Eukaryota, Metazoa, Platyhelminthes, Trematoda, Strigeidida, Schistosomatidae.